Frieseomelitta varia is the source of this 2269-nucleotide messenger RNA. RefSeq names its product tether containing UBX domain for GLUT4. The record is from RefSeq and is a predicted model, not a curated record. The transcript is spliced from 8 exons. Bases 683 to 2083 code for a protein of 466 amino acids. NCBI's taxonomy places the organism in Eukaryota, Metazoa, Arthropoda, Insecta, Hymenoptera, Apidae.
CUUGCUUAAAUCGGUAUGAUAGGAUGAGACGUGAAAAUAGGAUUUCAAAAAAAUACGUUGCAUCUUAUAGAUCUAUACUUUGUCUGUGUUAUCAUGAAUAUUUCGCAAAUAAAUCGCUAUGUUAUCAUGAAUAUUUCUCUGUGUUAUCAUGAAUAUUUCGCAAAUAAAUUUCUACUCAUAGGUUUUUCGAAAUUCUAUCAAACACGAUUAUUGUACGUCAGGUCUACUUUGUGAUUAGUCAAUGAUUGUACCACUAUUAUAUUCUCAAUAUUAAAAUAUAUGUUUGAAUCUGUACCUAAAAUGCUCAUUAAAUAUACAAAGUCAUUGCUCUACAUAUGUAUGUAUACAUAAACAAUUUUAUAUACAAGAUAUAUAAUUUCAAAUUCUCAUGAAAGAUACAUUGUAAAUUAAAUAUGUAAACAAAUGAAAACACACUAUUGCACUAUUUAAUUUACCAUUACCUUUUAUGUUUCAAUAUUUAAAUGUACAACAUUGAAAAAGUUUAAUAUUCUCUUUGACAUUGAGGUGUAGAUAGGUAUAAAACACUUGAAUUUUUCUAACUCAUUGUUGCAUAUGUGAUUUGAUAUAUUGUGUUAUGUUUUAAAAUUUUAUUACAAGUGUAUGACUAAAACAGUUAAAAUAAAUAAUUAGCUGUUAUAAACAAUAGCAAUUAUAAAAUAUUAUGGCUACAAAUAAAAAUGUUAUAAUACUUGUGCCAAAUGGUCGUCGACAAAAUGUUGGAGUAACUCCAAACACUACAAUACUACAAAUAUUGGAAGAGGUGUGUCAGAAAUAUGGAUAUAACAUAGAUGAUUAUGAUCUCAAACAUUAUAAUCGUGUAUUAGAUCCUAAUGCUAUAUUAAGAUUUACUGGAUUGGCAAAUAAUGCACAAUUAGAAAUGGUACCGUGUACGAAAGCACGUUCUAUUUCCAUUGUUACAAUAGGUAUACAGUUAGAAAAUGGGGAAAGAUUAAUGACUGAAGUUACACCUAAUACAACGUUAGCUGAAAUUUUGCAGAAUGUAAAUUUCAAUGAAGAUCUUGAAAAAAUUACCUUGAUUUACAUGCAUCGUGAGAUUUCUGGAUCAGAAGCUUUAAAAAAUACCACUUUAAAGUCAUUAGGACUCAUUAACGGUAAAGCUGUAUUACGGUUAAUACAAAAACGACCCCGAACCGUAGAUAAUGUUAAUAUAGUUGUAGCAGCUACAGAUACUAAUAAAACAUUAGACUCUGCAAUUUCUAAAAAGAAAAUACAAAACUCAGGAGAAUUAGAAAUAUGUUCUCAGGACAAAGAAAAAGGAGUAAUAACAGAAAAGGAAAAAGAAACUAAUAUAGUACCAUCAAUUAGUACAGAUAAUUGUGAAAUUUUGCCGUGCAAGAAACAUGAAACAGAUGACUUGAAUAAUAUAGAAUUCUUAGGUGAAAGAAAUGCUUUAGUAUUCAAUCAAGCUGCAAUUCAAGGAACAUUUAGAGAUGAACUACCAGAUGAUUUUUACGAUCUAACAGUUGACGAUGCAAAAAUAUUAUUAAGAGAUGUUAAACGUUAUAGAAAAGAACUAGAGGAAGCACCACUUUUAACAAAUGUUCAACGACAAUCCAAUAAAGAAAAGAGAACAUCAGAUCAAUUAAACAAAUAUCAUUAUACAAUAAUUCGUAUACAGUUUCCAGAUCAAUUUGUUCUUCAAGGUUUAUUUCAACCAAUGGAAACUGUACAAGCAAUCAAAGAUUUUGUAAAAUGUUAUUUGAAUGAUGUAAAUAGUGACUUCAUAAUCUUUACUACGCCACCAAAACAUAUUUUAAACUCUAAUGCUCGCUUAAUUGAUGAAAACUUGGUUCCUUGUGCUAUUGUUCAUUAUUCCGGCUCAUCAGCUCUUAAAUUGGACGUAAAACAAAAAUUUACUGAUCCUAAGAAAGUUGAACUGCAAGUAGCUAAUACUAGAAAAUUAAUGAUAAACCAGGAAAUGACAAGUAAAGACGAAAAUGUAAAUAACGAUACAAGUGAAUUGAAUAUGCAAACAAGUAACGAAUCAUUAAACGAAAAAAAAAGUAAAAUUCCAAAGUGGUUAAAUCCAUCGUUUAAAUAACUAAUUAAUUUUCGUUAUUACUGUAAAAUUUUUAUAAUAUUUUGGAAUGAAGUAUAAUGAUAUUUUAAUAUGUAGAUACAUAAAACGCACGCACAAAUGCGCGCGUACGCGAUCACACACACACACGCACACACACACACAAACACAUACAUCCAUGUAUUUCAUUUAAUAUUGUAAUUAAACAUA